GUCCCGCGAGAAGGCAUGCCACUUGCUUGGUGAGGUGGUACUAUGCACGCAGACGUGCACCAUCUCCACGACAUUAGGCGAUGCCUGCGAUUUGCUCAUAGCGUCCGGAAACACAGGCACCCUGGUGAUGGACCAAGGAGAAGUCGUGGGGGUCAUCACAGAAAAUGACAUCUUGGCCGCUCUCAUGGAUGGCAUUGAUCGUGAUAUUCCACUGGACUUGUGGCUGCGCGGAGGGAAAGCAAGACUUCCCGGUUGCAUGGUGAAUGCCCUGACAUUGACUCCCGCGAUGAGCCUGCAGAAGGCAGCAGACAGAAUGGCCGGCCAAGCAGAGAUGGAUUCCGGAUAUGCCUGCCACCACUUGCUUGUCUCCAAUGGCUCUAAGCCUCACUUGGUGUCAGACCUGGAUGUCGCAAGAAGCUUCAUCACCAAUCUACCGAAAAGGAGCAGAGACUCCGCCAUGUCUCUUCAAGUAAAGCAGGCCAUGAAGGCGCGUGAAAAUGUUGCAACUUGCCGUCUCAGCGACAAGCUCAUUGAUGCAUACCGCAUUAUGUUCGAGUCGAGGCAGAACUGUGUGUUGGUGGUGGAGGGACUGGGCGACGUUGAUGGGGAGAAUGUCCUGAAUCCUGAGGAUCAGGGCAGCCACAUCCAUGGCGUCAUCACAGUCACGGACGCGUUGCGGACCUUUUCCGAGUGCCAGUCUGGCGACAACACCACGGUUAAAGGCUUUCUGAAUGGAUUGACCGCUGCCGAGCACUUCACGGCCCCCGGGCGGAGCAUCUUCGAUACAUGGUCACUGCUGGAAGCUGCGGAGCGAAUGAGUGAGCUUGGCAUCCAUCAUCUGGUUGUUCUCAGAGAGAGACGCGCCGACGAGAAGGAGAUCGUAGGUGUCCUUUCCGCAUUGGACAUCGUAUGUGCACUAAGCUCUGCAAGCUGGAUUCCAGGAACAGAUGGAGGCUGA
Symbiodinium pilosum is the source of this 958-nucleotide messenger RNA. Lineage: Eukaryota; Dinophyceae; Suessiales; Symbiodiniaceae. The record is from the annotation of a GenBank genome assembly.